This is a messenger RNA of Thunnus maccoyii (southern bluefin tuna), 4165 nucleotides long. Its product is annotated as lactoylglutathione lyase-like. The record is from RefSeq and is a predicted model, not a curated record. NCBI's taxonomy places the organism in Eukaryota, Metazoa, Chordata, Actinopteri, Scombriformes, Scombridae. Gene Ontology annotation, molecular function: metal ion binding; lactoylglutathione lyase activity. The coding region runs from base 97 to 639 and encodes 180 amino acids. The transcript has 6 exons.
AAAACAAGGCGAGUAUCUGUCCCGCUCCCUCCCUGUCAGCGUCUGUCCGCCCCGCAGAGCUGCGGUACUACCUAAAAACGUGUUGUUUUAGCAAAAAUGAGCGACAAAGGUCUGUCAGACGAGGUAGCGGCAUCAGCUUGUAAAGAUGGAGACCCAAUAACUAAGGAUUUCAUGAUGCAGCAGACGAUGCUGCGAGUUAAAGAUCCAGUUAAAUCCUUGGAUUUCUACACCAGAAUCCUCGGCAUGACGCUCCUGCAAAAGUUCGACUUCCCCUCCAUGCGUUUCUCUCUCUUCUUCUUGGGCUACGAGGACAAGAAGGAGAUUCCCACAGAUGUGAAGGAAAAGACGGCAUGGACCUUUUCCAGAAGAGCCACCAUCGAGCUGACACAUAACUGGGGCUCUGAGUCUGAUGAGAGCCAGUCUUAUCAUAAUGGAAACUCUGAUCCACGUGGCUUUGGACACAUUGGAAUUGCAGUUCCCGACGUCUAUGCAGCCUGCAAACUGUUUGAAGAGCAAGGUGUCACAUUUGUCAAGAAGCCCGAUGAUGGUAAAAUGAAAGGAUUGGCCUUCAUUCAGGACCCUGAUGGUUACUGGAUUGAGAUCUUGAGUCCCAACAAUAUGGUGUCCAUUACCUCCUAAAACCUAUGACGACAUGCUACCGGCUGCAGUGCGUACAGGCCAGGCCUGCUGUGGCUUCAUUGGGAGAGAAGAACACUGAGGUGUAGCGAAGAAUUUAGCAACGCACGCUGAAGAGCUGAGGGAAAAUGGAGCGGGAUCACUUGCACAAUGGCAAUCAGUGUGUCUGGGCAUGGGCUGGACUAACAUUGGACAGUUGAUGAGUAAAUAGAUUAGAUAUGCAAGUUAUUGCUAUGAAAAGCAAGUACUUUGUGUGGCUGUUGAGUUUGUCUACCAUCAUCAGUUUGUAUGUGUCUUCAAAAAGUAAUGCUAAAAUGAUGUGGCAUUCAUGUGUAAUAAAUGUGAAAGCAACCGUUCAAAUAAAAUGGAUUUGUAAUUUCUUUUAGUUUAGGGAGACAAAAUGGAAAGUAAUGGCAUUUUUAGCUAUAACACUUAAGUUCAAGUAGUAGAGGUGUCAACAAUCUCAGUGAAAGUGGUGAUUAUAGCAAGACACGACGAGGUGACCUGACUCCUUUCUCACAGUGUGUUUGAGAUUCAGAUGGUUGCUGUACCACUACCAUCUAAGACCUGACUACCACAUUUGGCAUCAUUUUGGGUGAGACUAAACCGUUCAGAAAUAUAAUACAAACUUUUAUGAUCAUUUAAAAAUCUUUGCUGAAAAAGAAAUUAACAAUCGAAACAUUUCCAUUUGAUGUUUUCAAAAAGGAGACUUCUCAUAUAUCGGUACAAAAUUCAAGAUUUCAUCCCAAAAUUUCAAUUUAAUGGAAUAAAUUUACCACAAACUUCCACAUGUUCUCUUACAUGAGAAGGAAAAUGUCUACAGUAACAUUUACAGUCACAUGUUUGUGUAUGAGCAGAAACUUCAAUGAAUUUUCAAACCCAUCACUAAAAUUAUUUGAUGAGAUCUUAAUAUAAUGAAAAGUAAUUUGUAUGUUAAAUAAGUAACAAUUUACUAUAAGUAACAUACUUACAAUGUUAAAUAAGUAAGUAUGUUAAAUUUGAACUAAACAAAAAUGGGUAAAAGUUUGAAUUACUUUACAAUUUGAUAUAAUAAGAACGAUAGAUUUCAUAUUUAGAAUAAUUUGAUUUCAUUUAGGUUGAAAUGAAUGAAAGGUUCUCUUCAUUAAGGCCUACUGUCAAAACUGUACUUGAUUGGUAUUUAAUGUAUUAUGAAAGUUUGUAACUUGAAGAGGAAAUCAGAUCACAUGGAGUAUAUCCACCCACUUUGCCUUCAGUGGUUCAACAUGUCUAACCAUCGUUGGCUUGUAUGCAAGCUAAAAGCCUGUAUAUGUCCUCAGCAUUGUUACCAACGUUGAAGUCAUGCUUGAUCCUGUUAUUUGAUAAGCGCUAGGAAACUUCAGUCUAUCUGAUAUUUGAUCCCCAAAGUAUUCAAGGCACUAGUUUUUAGACCGGUUCUACAUGCAGGCACUGCAGCUUCAUAGGUCAAUGCACCUGUCUUAUAAACAGAAGAUUCUAGGGUUCAAAUCCCAGCAAUGCCCACUUGACAGUUAUGCUUCCAGUAUAUUUAAGACUCUUUAAAGCAAUGAUAACAAACUCUGAUCUUCACUACUCAAAGUAAGGCUGCUUUUCAUUCUACCCAUCUAGUCUGGGACUGCUAUACAUCCCCCUUACAAAGGAAGUGCAAUUAAUAGCACGAUAACAUAAAACAUUUGCACUCCUGCAGGUCUAAGAGAUUGUGAACCAAUGCUGUAACACAGCAAGUAGUUCUGUAGAUUUGUAGAUGUGCUGAGUAAAUUACUUGCUGUUUGUGGCUGAAGCCCACUAGAGAUGAGACUUUACUGUAUCAUAAACCUCUGAAAACACUUUUCUUCAUCUUAAAGUUCAGUUUGGCUGCAGUAUUUGUGGAUUACACACCAUUUCUGAUGACCACUUGCACCCUGGCAGAGAGGUUCAACCUUAGAGGUUGGUGGUUUGAGUCCGUUCGAGGGUGAUGUGACAUUAUUUUGUCACAAGAGCAUUGUUAACGUCCAUGAAGUUACAGUUAUUCCUGCAGUUGAACUUCUUCAGGGCCUCUGUGAACCUACCGAUAGUUAUGGUCUUUGCAGCAUUGUCUGUUCUUUUUACCUAAAUUCUGCAGACACAUUUGCAAAUUCAUCAAAACAAGGCCAACCUAACAGCUCUGUGAACAACAUGCUAACAUGCUCACAAUGCCCUAUGUGGUACUGACCUCUCAACUACUUCAAUUAAACACAGUACAAGAGUUGUCAGUGCGAUGACAAGGAACACAAAACUCACAUUACAUGUCAGGUCAAGUUGUUGCAGCAAAUGUGUCACUGCCAGAAUUUUACUAACUAUGGUAGCAUGAACUGUAGUCAUGGAUCUUUUUUUUUUUUAAGAUUAUUUUUUGGGGAUUUCUGCCUUUAUUUGACAGGAAACAAGGUCAGAGAGAUGGGUGUGACAUGCAACGAAGGUCCCCUUUGCGAUCAAACCAGGGACGUUGCAAUUAUGUGGCAUGCGCACUAACCAUUUGGCUACUGGGGCGCUACGUAGGCAUGAAUCAUUACGUUGUUUGAUUUCAGUGAAUUAAUUCUUGUAAACAAAUGAAAAAAAAAAAAAAACUACACAAACUACAUGCCUUUGCAUUGGAGGUUUACCGUCUGGACUAUGACUGCCUCAGUGAUUGGAGACGCUGCUUUCAGCAUGUCAGUCAGAUGUAUGGUUGGUGUACAUCUUCUAUUAACAAUAUGCAAAUCUAGACGUAAAUGUAAAAGGCAAAUCAAAAAUAGUGCUUGUUUUUUCUGUUGAUGAGAACUGUGGACACAAGGAUGCUCCCUGGUCUCGCCCUGCAUGCUUUGCAUCACCGAAUACAUUUGCUUGUGAGGAUUAAGGUGAUUAAAGAUAUUGUUUGUUUGAAUGUGUGUUUGGGUACUGGAAGUUUCUCUGUAUUCAAACUAUGUCUAGGGGAAUGAUUCAGACUUUUGAUAUCUUAGUUGUAUUUACGCACUGCUCUGAUUGGUCCGUAUAAUAUGAGGGCUCUCACUGAUAAUGUGGAGAGAACCUGUAACCAAAGCUCCCACAUAAUACAUAGUCAGCACAUCUGUCAGCUUUGUCUUUGAAUAAGGAGCAUCUCCUCUCUUUUCAAAAAAAUCCACUAUUCUGAGCUUCCUGCAUUUGUCAGUGACAUAAUUUCUGGUGAGUGUCAACAUAAUUCAAAUUGCCCCUUGAGGGAUGAAUGAGGUAUUUUUAAUUGAAUUGUAGUAACAGGUUUGGUUGUUUGAAAAAAGUUGCUAAAAGUGUCAGGGUUAUUGUUUAAAUCCCCCAUAGUCAUCUAUACUAAACUUAAGCAUAUUGCAAAGUGUGGAAAUAACUGUAAAUGAAGUGCAUGGUUUUAUUUUCAAUUUGUAAAUUUUCUGUACUUUAAAAAGAAAGCUCAUGUUCCUCAGUCAGUCUUGUGAGUAAGUGUAAAUUAAGGUUGAAUGAAUAAGCUCUGCACCCUGUUGUGAUAGCAUGAUAUAAUUCAAUGAUACAUAUUUACUAUAAGGUGUACUAUAAAGCGCUUCAAAAAUAA